Messenger RNA from Batrachochytrium dendrobatidis JAM81, 687 nucleotides. RefSeq lists its product as uncharacterized. The transcript is spliced from 5 exons. The record is from RefSeq and is a predicted model, not a curated record. NCBI's taxonomy places the organism in Eukaryota, Fungi, Chytridiomycota, Chytridiomycetes, Rhizophydiales. The coding region runs from base 1 to 687 and encodes 228 amino acids. Gene Ontology annotation, biological process: protein targeting to ER. Gene Ontology annotation, cellular component: signal peptidase complex; membrane.
AUGGCCAAGUCAUCGCAUGAAGGAUUGAGAGAGCGCAAGACAGCAGCCUCUACCAAUGGCACUGCUGAUACUACUGCUGAUUCGUCGUCUUCGAUGUUUUUAAGCAGGCGAGCACAUUCAAGCCCUACUGUAGUCAACCCUUUUGUUGCCAACGAGCUGCGUCAUGCCACUGCAGACGCUGUGAAGCAGAUUUUGGUGGAUGACUUUGGGUUUGUGGAAGAUCACACCAUCUCCAAUGUUCAGCUGAUUCUGGGCUACGUUUCUAGUAUUUCCAUUAUUGCUGGAUCUCUCUAUAACUUUCUCGUGCCGUUUCAUCAAUCUAUGAAUCUGCUUUUGGUUUCCAUGGCAAUAUACGUAGUACUGAAUACGGCACUUUCUGCAUACAACCUGCUUUUUGCCAAGGAUAUCAUGUUUGUGGGUGUCAGAAAAGAUCACACUGGUGCUGGUCCAGAUAUUCACUUGGUGAUCCGUUCUAAAUUUGAGAAAUACUCUGAAACGUAUCUUCUUAAAUUCGGCAUCUCUAAAUUCAAAAAAGGCCAUCCUCAAGCAAAGUCUGGUCCAGUUGCAGAAUCUAUAUUGGAGAAACCAUACAGUGCAUGGUUUGAUGUUGAUGGCAAGUUGGUUCCAAAACGCUUGUAUGAAGAUAUCGCCAGAGUAGCCAGUCGUAACCAGCUACAUUUGUCCUGA